Clonostachys rhizophaga is the source of this 1356-nucleotide messenger RNA. The record is from the annotation of a GenBank genome assembly. Lineage: Eukaryota; Fungi; Ascomycota; Sordariomycetes; Hypocreales; Bionectriaceae.
AUGUAUAUGGGCGCAUUUGUUGGUUUGGGCGGAAGCAUGUCCGGAUGGAUCAUCACCCGCAGGCGCACAACACGGCGGAAUCCCUUCCGCAAAAUGCUUGAUCCUCUUCGUGGACUCCUCAAUAAUGCGUGCAAGGCUGAUCUACCGUGUGCCAGUGCCACAGUAGUGAGUGCCACUUCGGAGCUGUUUCACCAUGAAACGGUGUCGAGGAAUGGCGAGAAUAAUGACACUACGAUACCGAAGUCGAGAAAGGGGUCACUGAAUCUCCAAGAUGCGUCCGCCAACGGCCAGGUCUUCUGGUUAGCCUCUUGCACGAAACUCAUUACGAGCAUUGCCUGUAUGCAACUAGUUGAGCAGGGAAAGCUCACACUUGACGACGGAGAUGAACUUGAAGGACUGUGUCCGGAGUUACGAGACAUCAAGGUCCUCAAUCGUGACGGAUCGACGUCGGAAAAGAACAAAAAGAUCACACUGAGGAUGUUGUUGACGCAUACUGCUGGUUUCGGAUACUCAUUUCUCAACUACAAGCUUGAGAAGUACAAUUAUAACGAGUUCUCUGGACUUGCCCAAGACUUCCAUCAACCACUAGUAAAUCAGCCGGGAGAACGAUUCGAAUACGGGAUUAGCAUAGACUGGGCGGGCAUUGCCGUGGAGCGUGCUACACAAUCCAGGCUCGGCGAUUAUAUGCAAAAGCACAUCUUCACGCCGGCAGGUAUCAAGGAGUUGUCUCUUGUUCCAUCAAAGGACAUGAGAGAUCGACUGGCCGGUAUCUGGCAGCGGGAUGCAAAUGGUCGCCUGAGUCCACGACUAUAUCCUCUUGACCGACCCUUGGCCCCGGAUCGGGCGUCUGAGACUUUCCAAAGCGGCGGCGCUGGCGUGUGGGGGACUACGCACGAGUAUAGCAGCAUGUGCCCAUGCCCUAACGUUUCAACAGAGCUCCUGAGGGUCCUGUUAAAUAAUGGAACCUCUCCCCUUACAGGCGAAGCAAUUCUCCGCCCCGAAACGGUCGACAUGAUGUUUGAGAACCAGCUGCCCAACGACCCCAACUUCGCUCGCGUUGAGCUCCCAGCAGUAGAGCCUGAGCUGGUUCAUCCGGCUAAGGAGCUUUAUCCGCUUUGCCCGGCAAGCGAGCCGCAGGGGUGGGGGCUCGGUUUUAUGAUCUCGGGCGGCGUGACUGGUCGUUCGAAUCAUACGGUCCAUUGGUCCGGUUUGUCCAACUGUUUCUGGUGGUGUGAUCGAGAAAAAGGGGUGGCGGGGAUAGUCGCGUCUCAGGUGCUUCCUUUUGCUGAUCUCAAGGCGGUACAGCUGUGGGCAGAUGUUGAGACUGCUACCUACAAUGAUCUUGCGGAAGGUUGA